AGCAGGGACCAGGGGCGGAGCUUUUCGGAGCUUGCAGAAGCUCGCGCGGAGAGCGCAGGCGCGGCUGAUCGACCAUGGCCGAAAACCUGUACCGAGCCCGUUCCCGGGUUUACAGCCCAUCUGUGCUGUUUCUGCACCCAGACAUGGGUAUAGGCGGUGCCGAGCGGCUAGUGCUGGACGCGGCGCUGGCGCUGCAGGAGUACGGCUGUCAGGUGAAGAUAUGGACCGCGCACUACGACCCGAACCACUGCUUCCUUGAGACUCGCGAGCUCUCGGUGCAAUGCGCAGGGGACUGGCUGCCUCGCAGCCUGGGCUGGGGCGGCCGCGGCGCCGCCAUCUGCUCCUACGUGCGCAUGGUCUUUCUGGCGCUCUACGUGCUGUUUCUCUCCGGGGAGGAGUUCGACGUGGUGGUGUGCGACCAGGUGUCUGCCUGUAUCCCGGUGUUCAAACUGGCCAGACGGCGGAAGAGGGUCCUAUUUUACUGUCACUUCCCAGAUCUGCUGCUUACUCAGAGAAAUUCAGCUCUGAAGAAGUUCUACAGGGCCCCCAUCGACUGGAUCGAGGAAUACACCACGGGCAUGGCAGAUCGUAUCUUGGUCAACAGCCAGUACACGGCUUCCGUCUUUAAGGAGACCUUCAAGACCCUGUCUCACAGAAAUCCUGAUGUCCUCUACCCAUCUCUGAAUAUCGGCAGCUUUGACUUGGCUAUUCCUGAAAAGAUAGAUGACCUAGUCCCCAAGGGGAAACAAUUCCUCUUCCUCUCUAUCAACCGCUACGAAAGGAAGAAAAACCUGCCCUUGGCGCUGAGCUCCCUAGUCCAGCUUCGUGCUCGGUUGCCAUCUCAGGAGUGGGAGAAGGUUCAUCUGUUCAUGGCUGGUGGCUAUGAUGAUCGGAUCCCAGAGAACGUGGAGCACUAUAAGGAGCUGAAGAAAAUAGUCCAAGAGUCGGACCUCGAGCGGCACGUGACCUUCCUGCGGUCCUUCUCAGACAGACAGAAGAUCUCGCUCCUCCACGGCUGCCUGUGUGUGCUCUACACGCCGAGCCAUGAGCACUUCGGCAUCGUCCCUCUGGAGGCUAUGUACAUGCAGUGCCCGGUCAUCGCUGUCAAUAAUGGCGGGCCCUUGGAGUCCAUCGUCCACAAGGUCACCGGGUUUCUGUGUGAGCCUGACCCAGUGCACUUCUCAGAAGCCAUGGAGAAGUUCAUCCACAAACCAUCCCUAAAGGCGACAAUGGGCCUCGCUGGAAAAGCCAGGGUGGCAGAGAAGUUCUCCGCUGAUGCAUUCGCAGAUCAGCUCUACCAGUAUGUCACCAAACUGGUGUAGUCGGAGAGUGUGAUGUAGGGUCUGUAUGCUACAUGCACUGCAAUCCCUCUUAAGGGUUGUAGAAGGCACCUUUGAAACCAAAAGGGGGGAACAAAGGAGCUAGAAUCUAGUGCUAGUGAGAUUUUUUUUUUUUUAAGUAGACUCGAGUCUUGAAUGUGAGCCACCUGCCCACCACACCUACCUGUCAUUUUCUGGAAUAUUCUUAAUGCUGUAAUCAUUCCAAGUCUCAUCAGUAUUGUUGAAAUCAGUAUGGUGGAAAUCUGCUGCUAGCAGACUAUUUUAAUUCUAUUUUUCUGGAUUAUUGUUCCUUUAUAAAGGUUUAAUCAUCCAGUGCCUUAAUUGGCUUUAGUAGUUUGUGUCUUACCAUCGUCACAGUCAGUUGAUUUGACUUCAGAGUGUAGUGGGAACAGGGCCACUGUGGUUCCCAUGCUCAGUUUACUUAAAGUGUUCUCUAGUAGCUGCUAGGAAACUUUUGUUGGAAUUAUGGCUGGGUCCAUAGAGAGAAUGCUCAGUAUUAUUUAUUGUUUUUGGUUUUGUUUUGUUUUGUUUUUUGUUUUUACUGCAACUUGACAAUAAAAGAUGUUUGACAUCAGAGGAGAAUAGAACAUUAGGUCUGGGCCUGGUGCUCUGACUUCGUCUUGUUAAAUAAUUAAACCUGAAGUCGGAAGACUAGGGUAAACCGGAUAGUUGACAUGAAGGAAUAUCAUCACACACAUUUUGGCUUACCGUGUCAGAACUACACACGCUUGGCCUUAUUUCUUUGAGCCUGUGGCAGAACAGUAUAUUGAGGCAGGAAGCAAAGACAGAAAGGGUCUAAUAUCCCUUUCUAGAAAAUAUCCCCUGAUGGCCCAAUGCUCUUCCAUUAGUCCUCACUGCUAACCGUCCUGUCACCUCUCAGUAACAAUGUGGGCCGGAGACCAAGGCUCAGGGCACAGGCCUUUGGGAGCUGUAUUAGAGUUCUCCAGAAUAACAAACAGCACUUACAGAAUGAAUUUACAGAAGAAGAACGUCUUACAGGCUUCUGUCCAGCCAAUCCAACAAUGAACAGAAAGUCCAGAAAUUCAGUAGGUGUUCAAUCCAUGAGGUCGGAUGUCUCAGCUGGUCUUCAGUAUACACUGGAAUCCCAAAGUAGGCUCUAGUGCCGGGGAAGGGGUGGACUUGCUAGCAAGGCAAGGACAAGCAAGCAAAGAGCGAAAGCUUCCUACUUCCAUGUCCUUAUAUAGGCUGCUAGGGCAAGGCAUGGCACAGAUGAGAGGCCUGUCUUCCCGCUUGAAGAUCAGGAUUAAAGGAAGAGAGAGCUACCAACUUCAAAUUAAGCAAAAAUCCCUCCCAGGUGUUUCCCUCCAUUGUUAGAUUUUAGCUCAUUCCAGAUGGAAUCAAGUUGACAACCAAGAAAGGCCACCACCGGGGACACUCCACGUCUGAACUGUGCCGAGCUUCGUAUUUUAGACAUGUUUCUUAAUGUUAUUGGCGUCUCCAGCCCUCUUAGUGUUUGUAUUGUAUUCUCUGCAGAAUUUAGCAUGCCAGUGUUUCCUGUCCUUCACGUAAAUGCCUUCGUGUGAAGCUUGCUUGACGCUCCCCCCUUACCUCUCAACUCCCCUAUCCCCGUGACACUGCCCAGUAAUAACUGUUCGUUGUUGUUUACCUGUUGCUUGUAAGUGCAAGUAUUAAAGCAAUUUUAAGGCUAAGUUCACCUGUAAGAAUAUAAUAAAUACCUGUAAUCAGA
Messenger RNA from Apodemus sylvaticus (European woodmouse), 3048 nucleotides. It is a transcript of the gene Alg2, whose product is annotated as ALG2 alpha-1,3/1,6-mannosyltransferase. The transcript is spliced from 2 exons. Gene Ontology annotation, molecular function: alpha-1,3-mannosyltransferase activity; GDP-Man:Man(1)GlcNAc(2)-PP-Dol alpha-1,3-mannosyltransferase activity. The coding region runs from base 75 to 1322 and encodes 415 amino acids. The record is from RefSeq and is a predicted model, not a curated record. NCBI's taxonomy places the organism in Eukaryota, Metazoa, Chordata, Mammalia, Rodentia, Muridae.